AUGGAGGCACACGACAUGCUUGACAUAUCCCGCUUGGGAUCGAUGGCUAACGCAACUGAAGUGGUUGUCAUGGUAGACAAGGACGACAAUGAAGUCGGAACGUGCACUAGAAAGGAGAUGAGGCAAUUCAAUAAAUGGCAUCGCACGUCGUGCACUGUGCUUCUCUCAAAUAAUGGCCCAGAGGUAGAAGUUAUAUACCACAUCCGAUCUAAGCAGAAAAUAUAUUGUCCCGGUUACAAGGAUCUGGCAUUCGGUGGUGUGGUUACCCUGGGAGAGUCGUACAUUGAAAACGCCAUUCGGGAGACAUUGGAGGAGUGCGGUUUGCGUCUCUCUGAGGAACAUUUACACGAGCUUGGUACUUGCAAAUGUGAUGAGCCUUACCUAAGAUACCACUACAAGCUUUAUGUGGUGCUUUACAACGGUCCGCUGGAUAAGUUGACUCCUCAGCCUGGUGAGGUCGAUGAGAUUAGACGUACUCCUCUUUCCACACUCGACGACUUACUGCGCACUGAUAAGUUCUCACGUUCAUGUCCUUGGAUUGCGUCACGUGUUAAAAAAUUCGUGGACGAAGGUGGACUUUCGAAACUGAAAGAAGCCGUCAUGUGA
Babesia sp. Xinjiang is the source of this 606-nucleotide messenger RNA. RefSeq names its product putative nudix hydrolase. Gene Ontology annotation, molecular function: isopentenyl-diphosphate delta-isomerase activity. The record is from RefSeq and is a predicted model, not a curated record. Bases 1 to 606 code for a protein of 201 amino acids. Lineage: Eukaryota; Apicomplexa; Aconoidasida; Piroplasmida; Babesiidae. Gene Ontology annotation, biological process: isopentenyl diphosphate biosynthetic process. The transcript is spliced from 3 exons. Gene Ontology annotation, cellular component: cytoplasm.